AUGAGGGUUCUGCUGAUGUUCCUUUUAUUCACCGUCGUGUCAUCAACCCUCUUCCAUCACCAUCACAACAAGAGAAGAACACCACCAAGACAUAAAGCUCGUGGACCAAGCAGAAUGAAGCACCACGUCCGAUCCGAACGAAAAGCCGAAGAAUGUCAGAAGCACGAGCAUCAUCUCAUCUGUGGACCAGAGAGACAUUGUGAUCGGACGUGUGAGAACUUGUUCAGCCCUCCAAACUGCGAAAACCAUCUGCACCAUGCCAAAUGUUACUUCCCUCGAUGCGUCUGCAACCAUGGAUACGUUCGAGACGACAACGGUAUCUGCAUCCGACCCUCGCACUGUCCCAAUACGUACUAUGAGCCGGCAUCGAUGAUCAUGGAAGACGACAAUGAUAUGAUGAUCCAAUUCAAGCCCGUGAAGUUCUCACGGAUUGGAAACCAUCGUGUCUACAGAGUCUCCAAAAACCACCGACCCCAUGUUCCAUCGGAGCUUGCCAUCAGAAUCUAG
Messenger RNA from Caenorhabditis briggsae, 507 nucleotides. The record is from RefSeq and is a predicted model, not a curated record. The transcript has 4 exons. Lineage: Eukaryota; Metazoa; Nematoda; Chromadorea; Rhabditida; Rhabditidae. The coding region runs from base 1 to 507 and encodes 168 amino acids.